Messenger RNA from Micropterus dolomieu (smallmouth bass), 3557 nucleotides. RefSeq names its product membrane metallo-endopeptidase-like 1 (gene mmel1). The transcript has 26 exons. The record is from RefSeq and is a predicted model, not a curated record. Gene Ontology annotation, biological process: protein processing. Gene Ontology annotation, cellular component: plasma membrane. Gene Ontology annotation, molecular function: metalloendopeptidase activity. The coding region runs from base 1170 to 3479 and encodes 769 amino acids. Lineage: Eukaryota; Metazoa; Chordata; Actinopteri; Centrarchiformes; Centrarchidae.
ACACAUUCACAGGGCGUGAUGUUGAACAACAGAGGGCGCUAUUUACUUUUGAUUAGUGACACUGGACAAAGUUGAUGAUGGUCGAUGGUUUUGGGACUGAAUGCCACAGACAGAAACUCGGAGUAACCAACGUUAUUUGGGGGCUUUUAGUGGGAUUUGUUGACAAUAACAAAAAUAUAGAGUAUUGCCAGCCUUAUCCUUCAAUGCUAGUGGCCAUCGUCACAGUGGGAAUAUUAGAAGGCGAAUGAAAACAACCUGGAGCCAAGGUACACAUCCACCCAGGAUUGGUGAGCAACAGCACCUGAGCAACUGGAUGUCUACGAGCAUCAGCCAAACACACCGUGGCCCCUGCUUUCUUUUUAUUAUCAGCUAAUUAGUGUGGUUAAUCAGGCUGAUAAUGAGCCUGGGCGCCAUGCCAUUUCAAUCUGACACCAGGCCAGGGUUCAGAUCCCCACCAAACACACUGUGGGCAUCCGAGAUCUCCCUGAGGACGAGUCUUCCUGGACACAAUUGGAGGAGAGGGGUGACAAGGGCAACAAUAAUGAGUGGCGUUUGUUUUGAUCAUAACAGGAAGGCAUAAAUCCACAAGUUUGUGGCUGCAGGGAUGAUAAAAAAACAACUGAAAGAGGUUUAGAAACUCUGUGUCACUUGAUCAUCUGUCUGCAGAGCGCUUUAAGAACAUGUUUGUCUUAUCUCUCUGCAAGCUUUCCAGAUUUUUCUGCCCUUCCUGCUCAGCAGCUGGGGACACUCCAGAGAGAGAGAGAGAGAAAGAAAUUGAUGCUCACUUUAACACAUCCUGUUGACCCCUCACACAUAUCAUAACCCACCUCAGCCCUUCAUUACACACACACCUCUAACAUUUUUUCUUAUCACAGUACUGUAAUCGAAAACAAUCCAGUACUAUCACCGCCCAUCUGCCACAUCCCUCCCUCUCUCCCUCCCUCCUAUUGCUUCACUUGCUCUCGCUCUCUCUGCUGCCUCACUCAUUCCCUGAGCAGCACACUGGACUGGAUAACAUCUCCUUCAACCUGCAGCACAGACUCAUUUCUCUACACACCAGCUCUGAGUGGAUGCUCAGCAGGGGUGUUUGAGAUAUUAGCGCGCUGUGGGGAAAAACGGCUCAGGGACUUCUGCUAUCCACAUACAAAGAGCCGGCAGUCAGGAGGAAUAUGGGCAAAUCCGAAAGCCAAAUGGAUAUCAUGGAGAAAUCAAGUAAACCUGGAAAGCGUCGUUGGACUGUUGCAGAAAUCGGUCUGUCCGUGUUGCUACUGUUGGUCAGCUGUGCCUUGGCCGGGCUGGUAGUCCUCUACACAUCGGUUGUGAAAGAACAAUCUGACAGGCCGAGUGUGUCAAGGAGCUCAACAGUUGAAGGCCAGCUGUUUCGCUCCAACAUCAACAGUGUGUGCACAACUGCGAACUGUGUUACUGCAGCCGCUCGGCUCUUGCAGAACAUGGAUAAGUCUGUCAAGCCUUGUGAUAAUUUCUACCAGUAUGCCUGCGGGGGUUGGCUGGAGAGACAUGUCAUCCCGGAGACGAGCUCCCGUCACAGCGUCUUUGACAUUCUGAGGGACAAGCUGGAGAUUGUCCUCAAAGGUGUUCUUGAGAUGGAGACGGGACAGGACAGAGAUGCCAUCAGAAAGGCCAAAGUCCUUUACAACUCCUGCAUGAAUGACAGCCUCAUAGAGCAGCGUGACUCCCAGCCCCUCCUGAAGCUCAUUGACAGUAUCGGAGACUGGCCUGUGGCGUCGGAUGACUGGAACACCACUACAGAGGAAGCAUGGAGCCUUGAGGACACACUAGCAACGCUUACAGCUCGUUUCCACAAGAAGGUUCUCCUGGACAUGUACGUGUGGACAGAUGAUCGGGACUCUCGGCGCCAUAUAGUUUAUAUUGACCAGCCGGGACUUGGAAUGCCAUCAAGAGACUAUUACUUCAAUGAUGGAAACUACAAAAGGGUUCGAGAGGCCUACCUACAUUUCAUGGUUUCUAUUGCAAAGAUAACCCGAGAGGACAGGAACUUGACUCAGGAUGACGACCGUGUGUGGGAGGAAAUGAUGCAAGUGCUGGAGCUGGAGACAGACAUUGCCAACGCCACAUCACCAGCAGAGGAGCGCCAAGAUGUCACUGUUCUCUACAAUAAGAUGACACUUAGAGAGCUACAGAGCACAUUCAGCUUUAAUGGGUUUAACUGGACACGAUAUAUUCAAGGGGUGCUGUCCAGUGUGUCCAUUGAGAUCCAGCCAGAGGAGGAGGUAGUGGUGUACAGCUCUCCCUACCUUGAGAAGAUGAAUGAUGUUCUCUCCAGACACAGUGUCAGAACUAUGCAGAACUACCUCACCUGGCAGCUCACCAUUGACAGAGUUAACAGCUUGAGCCGGCGUUUCAAAGAUGCCAGAGCCCGUUACAGGAAGACUCUCUAUGGAACAACUGUGGAGGAUGCUUGGUGGCGAGAAUGUGUCCGUUACGUCCAGAGCAGCAUGGAGAAUGCAGUUGGAGCUCUGUAUGUGCGAGAGACAUUUGCUGGAGAAAGCAAACAAAUGGUCAGUGACCUCAUCAGUAAGAUCCAGAAAGCGUAUGUGGAAACACUGGAGGAGUUGAGCUGGAUGGAUGCUCCCUCGAAGGAGAAAGCAAGAGAGAAGGCCAUGGCAAUCAAGGAGCAUAUUGGCUAUCCAGAUCAUAUUCUACAGGAGAGCAACCAGAAGCUUGACCAGGAGUACGCUCAUCUUAAUUUCAGCGAAGAACACUACUUUGAGAACAUUCUCGAGAACCUCAAGUCUGAAGCGCACAAGAGUCUGAAGAAGCUCAGAGAACCAGUUGACCCGGACUUGUGGAUCAUCGGUGCUGCUGUGGUGAAUGCAUUCUACUCACCCAACAGAAACCAGAUAGUGUUUCCAGCAGGAAUUCUACAGCCACCUUUUUUCAGUAAACAUCAGCACCAGGCUCUUAACUUUGGUGGAAUAGGAAUGGUUAUCGGACAUGAGAUCACACAUGGAUUUGAUGACAACGGACGUAAUUUUGACAAGGAUGGUAAUAUGCUAAACUGGUGGAGUAAUUACUCUGCUGAGCAUUUUAAAGAGCAGUCACAGUGCAUGGUGCAACAGUACGGCAACUUCAACUGGAAGCUAGCAGGUGGACAAAACGUCAGUGGAAUCAGCACUUUGGGGGAGAACAUCGCUGACAAUGGAGGGGUUCGUCAAGCAUAUAAGGCUUAUCUAAAGUGGGUUGAGACGGAGGGUGAGGAGCCUCGUCUACCUGGUCUAGAGAUGGAUCACAGGCAACUUUUCUUUCUUAACUUUGCCCAAGUGUGGUGUGGUGCUUAUCGGCCUGAGUAUGCCAGCCAGUCCAUCAAGACUGACUCUCACAGUCCAUUAGAAUACAGGGUGCUUGGAUCUCUCCAGAAUUUUGAAGCAUUCUCAGAAGCUUUCCAGUGCCAAAAAGGCAGUCCAAUGAACCCCGAGCUGAAAUGUCGUGUUUGGUAGAAAGUUUUACUCCUGACGUUUUUAUUUCUUGACCUGAGUAACUCAAAUUAAAAGAGCAAGUUGUACUUCUUAAAACCA